AAAAAACAGAUCUCGUUUAAGUCUCGUGUAGAAUCUUUGGAGGACAUUCCAAAGUCAUAGAUACAACAACAUUAAUUUCUUGGACAUUCAUAGCAUCAUGGCAGAGUCCAAACCAAGAAUACCUGGCACAGCCCAGCAUUUUUUAGAGUGCGGCAUUGAAGACUGUGAAAGAAACUGUGAAUUUUACUGCAAUUCUUGCCACCAACCAAUGUGUAAACAAUGUAGAUAUGAACAUCUUAAUAAUCCAAAAACAAAAAACCAUGAAGUGGUCCUAUACCAAUUACGAAAACGUCAACUUCCUGUGAAGAAAUGUGAGAUCCACCCCACCAAGGAUAUAGAUCUUCUCUGUGAAGAAUGUAAAAUUCCUUUAUGUUCCAAGAGUGCCGCCACUCCAGAACACAGAGGCCAUUCCUUCACUGAUUUAGAGACUAUCUAUGCUGAGAAGUUCUCAUUCUGUCUAGAGGAAAUUACCAAACUGCAGGAGUAUUUUUUGCCAACUUCACAAGACAUACAAAAAGAAAUUAAAGAAGAUGCCACAGAAAUCAAGAAGAUCAUGGACAAUAUAAGAACCUCCAUGAAGGCUGAAGCUGAGUCCCUGAAAAGUUUGGUGGAUAAAGUGCAAUCAGAGAACAUGAAACAGCUAGACCAGAUAGAGCACUCACUGCUAGAAGAUUUAAAAACCCAGGAAAAAACAUUUGAUGAAUACACCAUUCACCUCAACAAUCUAAUUAAAGAGUUCCAAGAUUUCCUCUCCUCACCAGAUCCCACAAAAUUAACAUUGACGCUCUAUUUGGUAGAUAUGAAAAUCCAACCAAUACCGGAGACGACAAAACCAGUCCCACCAGUAUUCACUGCUGGUCAAUACAGCAAAGAGGAUGUUGCCAAAUUACUGGGUAAAAUAAGUAUUCCAGAGAUAAAACCAGAACCAAGGAAAAUAAAGCCAAUGGAAAUUCCAUCUCUCCCAACACCAAAGAAACCUACAAGUAAACAGUUAAAAUCUGACAAAGGGAAAUCUAAUGUGAAACAAACACUGUCUCUAUCUUCCUCUGUCACAGAGGUCAGGGAGUUCACUGUACCAGGUGUUGACAAUGUGUGGCAUUUGUCACUAGAUCAGUCAGGCAGACUCUGGGUCAGUGAUGAUGUUGGUAACCUUGUCCAGACAGAUCUUCAAGGGAAUCUAUUACAGAAGAUACAAACCAGUGCUGGACCUGGUUACCACACAGUGACACAGGAGGGAGAUCUGAUCUUAACAGACUUUGACAAGAAAGUCAUCAAUAGGAUAACACUGGAUAACAAUAUCACAAAAUUCAUUAAAACAGGAGACUGGGUACCACUCAGCAUACACUCCUCCUACAUCAAUGGGGACUUACUGGCGGGAAUGGAGACAGAUGAAGAGGUUAAAAUCACCAGGUACAACAAGACAGGGAAAGAACUACAGAACAUACACAGGGAUAACAAAGGACAGGAACUGUAUAAUGCACCAUACUACAUAACAGAAAACAUCAAUGGAGAUAUCUGUACAUCAGACAAUGAUAAAAAGGCAGUAGUGGUGGUGAAUAAAUCAGGACAACACAGGUUCUCCUACACAGGUCAGGGGUCAGGGUUCUCUCCCUUUGGAAUAUGUACUGAUGUCCUUGGUAACAUUCUGGUGUGUGAUCUGUGCAAUGUUCACCUCUUUGAUCAGGAUGGUCAGUUCUUAUCUCUACUAAUCACACCAGAAAGAAGGAUUAAUCCCACCUCUGCAUGUGUGGAUGAUGAGAACAAUCUUUAUGUGGGAGAUUUCAGUACCAAAGUCACAGUUUGCAAGUAUCUUAAGUGAUUUGUAUUCUUAAAUCUAACAAACAUGUACAUAUCAUUAUUUAAACAUCAAUAAACAGAAUUAAUUGUAAAUUUAUCACAGAUUUAAUUUUGCAUAUCUUGUGAUGCAACAGAAUAAUCAGAUAUAUGUUUAAGAUUAAUAGAUAACUAAGUGUGGCAUAAGAUUCCACCUCCAGGAGAACAUGUCAAAAUUUCCUGUUACUGAUUUAAAA
Molecule: messenger RNA, 2030 nt
Organism: Saccostrea cuccullata (small rock oyster)
Lineage: Eukaryota; Metazoa; Mollusca; Bivalvia; Ostreida; Ostreidae
Exons: 2
Coding region: 98-1819 (573 amino acids)
Molecular function (GO): zinc ion binding
Source: RefSeq, a predicted model, not a curated record